AUGCGCAGACCAGUAACUCGGGAGGGGGGAGGGACCGCCUGUGCCUUGCGCUGCUGUUGUGCGUGGAGCGGCCGUUCCCUCCCUCCGCAGCCCCUGCGGUCGCUGGCCGGGAAACCCCAUCGAGCGGAGGAGCGGUAGCGGCGCUGUGAGGCGAAGGAGUUGGAGGCCGAGGCCGAAGACGACGACGACGAAGGAGGAGAAGGAGAAAGAAAAGGAGCGGAGGGAGACCGAGGAAGAGGAAGAAGGAAGGAAGGAGAGAAAAGGAGAAGAGAGGUGUUUUAGGAAGCCGCCGCCACCGCCAUGAUGGCGGCCUAGCCGGCCCAGCGCAACGCCUGACGGGAGCCGCCGUUGCUGCCGUCGCGGAGGACCAUGGCGGAACGAGGCGGCCUUUGAGGAGAAAGAAGCCGCCGCCUCACACGGGAGGACGCCCUUCGCGGCCCUUGUUCUCCCUCAAGGCAUCCUUCCCUCCCCGCCCGCCGCCGCCGUAGUCUCGGCACCUGCCCAUCCCCCACCCGCGUAGCGCCCCCCGUCCUUCCCUCCCCUCCACCGCCAUGUCCUGCGUGCACUACAAGUUCUCCUCGAAGCUCAAGUAUGACACGGUCACCUUCGAUGGACUCCACAUCUCGCUCUGCGACCUCAAGCGCCAGAUCAUGGGCCGCGAGAAGCUCAAGGCCGGCGACUGCGACCUCCAGAUCACUAACGCUCAGACCAAAGAAGGUAGGAAGGACGACGACGACGGGCGGCUCUCGUGCUCUGUUUUCUCGUGUCGUCGUCGUUUGGCUUUCUUCUCUUCCUCUUCUCUUGUGGGGACACGACCAGCAAUCCCUCACACACAGCGCGCGCACACCCACCCGCCCGCGAUCCAGCCCCCCCCCCCCGGCACGCGAAGAGCUUACCCACAUGAUGCGUACACACAUACACAACAACAUGGGUUUAAAAGGCACGUUUACACACACAGGGAGCAGAAAUAAUCCCGGGGGCUGGGAAUUGUGGCCUUGUGAGGGGUGGAGAUGUGCUUUAGAUGUAUGGAUGGUGAUGUAUGCAGCCACAGUCUAAAUCGGGGCAGGAGUGACAAACAUCCUUGACUCAGGAAGCCCUUCCCUUAUGAGGGUUACUAGGCCACAUUUUCUCCAAAGGGCAUGGGUCUUUAUCUUCACAUGCUUUCGCUUUGCUUUCUGCAGAGUCAGGCCACUGGGCCUGUUUAGCUCAGUAUCAUUGACACCUUUGGUCUUCAACUGGUGGGUUGGGACCCACUACUGGGUCAUGGUCUGAUCUAAGAUGUUAAGUGUCAAGUGGGUUUCCCAAUGCAUAUUUGAAUUACAGGUGGGACUCAGGCCUGACAGUAUUGAAGACUGCUGCCAGAGGCUCCCUGUGAUGUCAGGCUGGGGAAAUUCCCAGCCUUACCAAAGAUGCCAAAGCUUGAACCUGGGGUUUUCCACUUUGCAGGUUUUAAAAUUGCUUAAGAGUUGUUAUAAAAUUUUAGGAUGCACACACAUAUCAGACACACACUCCACAGAAAACCAACCCUUCACCCUUCAAAAUUUAGGAAAUAUUUCCUGAGAAAAUUGCCCAUUUAGGAAAUAUUUCCUGAGAAAAUAGCACACAGAACAAUCCCAGAAGCUAUAUUGGCUCUCCUAAUAUUAGAAGAGAUAUCCCAAUAGUUAUUUCAGUUCCAAAUCCUUCAAAUCCCAUUUUAAGGGGGUGUUUUGUGUAUGAAUAGGAAGUGACCUGGAUUCAAGAACCAAAGUAUUUACCAUCUCAAAAGAAUAGUCAGACUGCCUAGGUACAGUCAUACCUGGAGUUGCGAUCACUGCGGGUUGUGUGUUUUUGGGUUACGGACAUGCUGAACCCGGAAGUACUAGGACGAGUUACUUCCGGGUUUCGGCGCAUGUGCAGAAGCGCUAAGUCACCUCCCGCACGGAUCACGUUCACAACCGAGGUUCCACUGUAAUGCAAUUAGUUAAAAGGUUAUUAGGUAUCCUGGCAGGCAGGAGAGGAGCCUCACUCUCAGUUUUUUGUUAUAGAUUGCCUCCUUGUUCAUGAUGUUUUUAGGGUGGUCUUUGGCUAAGGGGUUGGGCAAUGUGUAAAGUCUUUAAAGGGGCUUGCACAUCUUUGUUCUGGAUCUCUCACCUCCUUACAAGGAGGCAGUGGCUUUGUUAUAACAGAAAAAUAAAGAUCUGCCUUGCUUUCACUGGAUCCUGCCUCCAUCCAUCUCUGACCCAUUAUGGACUUAGGGAACUCAGAGUCCCUUGGUGAGUUGGGCAGCAAAAACUAACCCCCAAUUCUACAACAGGCUAAAUACAAAGGGAAAAAUACGAAGCAAAUGCUCCACUGUUGAGCUAGGCAUUGGAAAAGUGAGGGCCCACAGUUAAGCUGUGGGCAGUAUUGGGAAUUUGAACCUGGAACUCCUUAGUCUUUGUCCAGGACUCUUAGCCAUCCCCAGCCUGAUGUUUUAGAGAACAGCUCCCAUCAGCCCUAUCAAGCAUAGGGUCAGAAACUAUGGGAGUUGUGGUCCUAAAAAUCUGGAGGGCUCACACCACUUUGUACACCUUUUCCGUUACUUACCUUCCUUUCAUAGAUUGGUGUGUGUAUGGGUAGCCAGUGGUCAAGCUGUUGCCCUGUAUGUGGUGAGAUGAAUUACUAAGGUGGUAGCAUCUUUAGUCUUGUGAUCUUCUAGGUCUCACCACCCCAGACCCAAGGGUAUAUGGCCGGUAAAGAAUGCAACUACUCAUGUAAGCAAUUUAAAGUUACAUUAUAUAGCACUUUUGUGCCUGCAACACUAUGUUACUUCAGUAGUCCUUACAGCAGCUUGAAGCACAUGCUUCCCCAACACUACCUAGUGUGCUAAAGGUAACAGUUGAAUUGGGGAAACAGUUUAAAACUUGUUUCAUCAGUGUUACUUAGUUUCCCAUUCCAAUACCAGACUGGUACACAAAAUCUUUACACUGCUUCCCUGAAUAUGUAAUAAAUACCUAGAAAAAUAUUCUAGUUUUUAUAUGAUAAAUAAGUAGAGAGCUUGGCUUGUAUCUGGUCAUAGUUGAAUCCAUCAGAAGUUGUUGAAUCCAUUAACAAGGCCCCUCAGGUUUUUUUUGUUUUGACUGCAAGUGAGGCUAAGGUGGCCAGAUUAGCUGGUGUCUGUCUGUAGCAGCAGUCAGCAGCAGAUGCGUCAGAGGAAGUGCGUGGUAAACAGUUGUUGCCAUGAGCCAUUCCAAGCCACUCACUCCCAGUUUCCGGCAGCUCCAAGAUUCCACAUACUGUUUAAGCAGUUACAUCAUGGCUAAUAGCCACUGGUGGCCUACUUACCUCUGAAUUAGUUAAAAUCUUAUUAUCCUUGUUGCCUGAUGGUGUGGCAUAUGGUGUUAUGUCAAAACAUACAUACUGAAUUUGUGUAUGAAUAGAGCUGCUUGAGUAGAUUUACGAUCUCAUGAUUUCACCAUUGGUACAGUAUAGGGACACUCUGUAAGAGCCUAGGAUGAGGAGGGGUGCUUUAUAACAGUUAUGUCAGGAAUAGGGAACUUGUGUUCUCCAGGUAUUGUUGGCCUCCCAGCUCCCAUGAGUUCCAGCCAGCAUAGUCAGGGGUGACUGGAAAUCUAGUCCUCCCACAUCUGGAGGAAACAGGUUUCUUAUCUUUGGCUUAUGACAGCCUAGGGUGAAUACACUGGAUACGAUUCGUUUCCUGAUUGGUGGUAGGCCUGGUGGACAGUGACUUUGAUAAUGUCAACACUCAUCUCAGUAACCUCCUUGGCAUGCUAAAAAGUGGACCAAGACUGUCUUUAUGUGAAUCUUUAGGAAAGUACAAGUCAUGUUGGCCCUGCUGAGGAUAUGUGCAUUUUAAACAUUGUGCUUGUUACCACAAAUCACAGCAAACAAAGCAGACUUCAGACUGCCACAAAAGCCUCUCAUAUGUACAAGACUUUAUGGAAGAGAGAAUGUUUGUCCUGCAUGUAUGUGCAUUGUGUGUCUAAAGCAAGUCCCCAAGGUUGUCAUGUGCAGGCAAAAAGCUCCAAACUAACUGCUCACUGAAAAUGGCAUUCACCCCACUGAGAGAGUUCACAGUAAAUGUAGAUUAGAUGUGUCAGGACUGAAUUAGGCAAUUGGAUUAAUGUUUAUUAGGCAGCAAGGUUAUAGUAGUUCAUCUAGUAAGGCACUCCAGACAGGUAUCCUGGGGGAAAUAGGCUGUGUCACAUUUACCCUCAUGCUCCUUGUCCCCCCCCCCCCACAAAGUAUGUGUACCAUUACACAAGUUUUGUGUUAAUUCCUGGAAAAUGUGCAUAAUUCCAGCAGAGACUGUAGAAAGACUGUUUGGGACAAUAAGUUGAAAAGUGAACAAUGGCAAGUUCUUGAUGUGAACACAAGCCAUUUAUUUCCUCAAGAGAACUGUACAGUGAAUUCCUUAAUUAAUUUUCAUGUCAGCUAGUUAAAUUUUUAUGACAAUAGCUGUUUCAGUUGCUGAACUAUCUGGAGUUUUAAACAAACAACCACCAGGUCCCUGGGAAAUUCAGUCGUGUAUUAUGCUUGCCAUUUUUAUGCUCUUGUCCAGGGAAAAUCAGAGACAUCUUCACCAAACGCACUGUUAGCUUAUUGUGCCCAUGCAUAUAUGAUGUGUGUUAAAACAUCCACAUUGGCACAAUGAUAUUAGCAGCUCCAGACUGGUGGGGGGUAGUUAGUUGUAAGCACCCAUCCUAACUAUGGAGCCAUUUUAUAACUGGGUGCUUUUUAAAGAAAUAGGGGUAAGAUUUCAAUGUAUGGGGUUGGGUGGCUUAAAUCUUUUGGGUGGAAUCCAACUAACUCCCUCUCUGAUUAAACCCAUUGGAAUUGCUGGACCUAAGAUAGCUGUGUUCAUUCAUUUCAGUGAAUCUACUCCAACUAUAACUGUUAUUAGACAAACCUUUUAUAAUAGGGGGGAGAGCCAUGUAAUCCAAAUACUAAACUUGUGGUUUGUACAUUCACACAUCCUGUUCUUUGCAACCUUUCACAAGGACAAGCUAACAUUUUGGUUAUGUGAUUUUGGCAAAAAAAGGUAGAACAUUUUUCAGUAUUCCCAAAAGGGUGAGUCCAAUGAAUUUGCCACCUCAGAUCAUUGUGCUAUAGUAACUGCCAUACCUGCUUUCUUGGGAACACUUUGCAAACUAGACUACAAAUUCAUAGACUUAGGUUGCAGUCAUAUAUACCCUUACCUGAUAAAGUCAGUAGUGUUUACUUUUGAGUAUACAUGUAUAGGGUUGCAGACAGAGUGUGCAUUCCCAAUGCAGUGUGAAGUUCCAGACCACUCUGUACAUAAGUUAUCUUUUGCUUUAAAUACCUCCCUAUGAAAUCCUUGUUCUGGAGUGCACUCUUAAUUGGCAGGGUCCAUUUAGCAUUUUAAAACUUUCCCAAAAAUGCUAAAUACGGUCCUGUGCUUUUAGCCAGUGUCCUAAUAAAUUACAUUUUCAUUAGUAUACAUUCUACAGAUCUUGGGUAUAUUAAGGAAAGUGGUCCAAGUUCCACCAAAUGCUACUUCAGUAAUUGUGGGAUAAGUAUUAAUGAUCCCAAAUGGUUAUCAUUGCUGAAAAGGCCCAGGGUUUUGUGGCCUAUUUUGAGAAAAUUCCACAUUGGAUUUCUUUUCUUUUAUUCUGAACCAAGCAUACAUGUUUUUUCUCUCCUUUCCUAGAAUAUACUGAUGAUAAUGCCCUGAUUCCCAAGAACUCAUCUGUUAUUGUCAGAAGAAUUCCUAUUGGUGGAGUAAAAUGUACAAGCAAAACUUAUGUCAUGUAAGUGUCUGGUUUUUUGUUCCAAGUACUAAAAUAAACAUAUGGAUUCUAACUAACAUGUAGAAGCUUAGUGAUGCAAGAAACAUAGUUUAAUUUAUUUCUGCUACAUGAAAAACAUGCAUGCAAAUUCAUUUUGUCAUAUUUGACCAUGCCAGCAGCAUAUGUUAGUUGCACAUUUCUAUUUCCGUCUAUGGCAGUUACAUUCCUAUUUAUUCUCCUGAUGAAGCUACACUUUCUAACAGAAGUUACAGGGAGAGCAGUUUUCUACUUGCUAGUUUGUGGGGGAUUUCCAUCAGAAUCCUCUCCCCCACCCACGCAGUCUUGAGUUCCAUGUGAAUGGAUUAGGCGCAUCCAGUUUCUAGUUGGUAAUAAGUUAUGUGUUUUGAUAUGUUUGGUGAGAGUGGGACAAUAAAGUCAAAAAGGCUAUUUUGCUUACUGAAUAAUACUUUAAAAUUAUACUGUGCCCUUUCUGGUAGUCCUUUGAAAAUGAAGAAUCGGAGUUGGAAUGGACCCCUGAGGGUCAUGCAUGAAGUCCAACCCCUACAAUUUGGCAUCAUAGCUAUCCAACUUUAAAAACCUCCAAUAGGAAGUCUAACACCUUCCAAGGGAGUCUGUUCCACUGUUAAACAGCUCUUACCAUCAGAAUUUUUUCCCCUAAUAUUUAGUGGGAAUCUCCUUUUUUGUCAUUUGAAUCCAUUGGUUAGGAUCCUCCACUCUGGAGCAGCAGAAAACAAACUUCCUCCAUCUUCCUUGUGGCAACUCUUCAACUAUUAGAAAAUGGCUAUCCUGUCACCUGUUUCUUCUCCAGGCUAAACAUCCCUAACUCCUUCAACAGUUGUUCAUAAGGUCUGGUUUCCAGACCCUUGAUCAACUAGGUCUCCCUCCUCUGCACACGUUUCAGCUGACCAACUUAAAUGGUGGUGCCCAAGAAUUAGCCCUACAUCUAUUCUUGUUUAAUUUUUUACAUUCUUUUACUUAGAGGCACUUGAAGUAGAUUAUUCCUCUCCAGUGAAUAGACUUGUGUUCCUGCAGUUUGGGAAUUUGGAAAAUAAACUUGACUGAAAUCCUGAGUGUGGGGCUGAUUCUUGAAGUUCAGGUUGGCAAUAGGGCCAAUUCUGAACAUCUCCUGGAGAUAGAAUAUUUUAUGUUUGGAUUGACUUUGGGAUGAUAGAGGUUAAAUUGUAAAAGGAGUGGCUUUUUCACAUUAUGAUUCAUUAUAAAAUUAAUUAUGAUCAGACAGUGUUGAGCUUAAUAAUGAAAACAAAUUUCUAUGGUAUGUAGAGACAGGAUGAGGAGAGAAACUCUUGGGACUGGUUUUCCAUUAUAGGAGUUUGGGCUUGUCUAUGGAUUGCUUAAUGAGAUCUACAUUCUACAUGUGGGUAGGAGUUCCUGGACACAGGACUCAUUCAUAUUGCCUUUUGGGGAGGAAUUGGGUGGAAGCAAGCAAGAGCAGUGGAUGCUGGGCAGGGCAAGAUUCUGGUGGAUUGUGCUUCUGAAGAUCAUGUUUUGAAUAUUUUAAGCAGAUACUAUUCUAGUCCUCUUGUGCAUUUGUCAUAGCAUGGGGUAGUUCAUGAUAUCACCUCUCAGCCAUCAAUAGCAUAACAUGUGAAUGGUGUGUUUGUGUGGGGGGGGAGAAUAAGAAAGAGGGAAUCAUAGAAUUGUAGAGUUGGAAGGAUGAUCUAGUCCAACCCCCUGUGAUGCAAGAAUAUGUAACUGCCCCAUACAAGGAUCAAACCUGCAAUCUUGGAGUUAUCAGCACCACACUUUAACCAACUGAGCUGGUCUUAGGUUUGAUACUUGGUAACUGGAUGGCACCCUUCCACAUAGCUGACAUAGGUAUGAUGGGUUAGCACUAAAGCAUAAUGUACUCUGGAGUGAACAUUGACUUGUUCCUUUAAAGUCAAGUGAAUACAGAGCACAUUUGCCCAUGUUUGCAAGAGUUGCUUAUGGUAAAGGUGUUGUACAUUUGUAGGGUAAAAUGUAUCGCAGACAUAUCUUCAGGAACUCUUGAGAGUAAUUUUUGCUGCCUGCUGAGGCCAGGUCUGGUAUCUACUCCAUCCCACCUGCCAUGCCAACACUAAAAUGUCUUGCUGCACCAUUCAGGCACUUAAUGCCUGUCUUCAUGUAUUCUUCCCACCACAAUGCUCGCUUAAGCGGCCUGCUUCCUCCUCCUACAGAAAAAUACUAUUCCUGGUGCAAGAACCAGUUUUCUGCUUAGAGUUCCAUUCCUUGGUAUCUGUCCACCCACCCCUCACACACACACCAUGGAACAUGCUAGUUGAGUGUGCAGUACUAUCCCCUCACCCCAUGUGUAGUUUUAACUUAAUGUGUGCCUGUGGCCUUCGCUUUGUACCACCAGAGACCAUGGUUAGGAUUAGUUCUUUCCCCAGUAAUAAACAUGACAGACAUCAACCUCAAAAAUGAGACAACAAAAUAGCAGGAUUCAGAGAAAUUUUUGAAAUACAAAAUUGCUUUUAUCUUGGGUUACUUGCUGCUUACAUUUAAACUGUUUUCAGUGACAAAUAUGUAAGGCAUGUGGUAUAAGGCCCUAUUCAGACAUUGGCUUUGGACUUGCAUGCACUCACUCCUUAACAAUUGUGAGGAGAUCAGUAACUUUUAAGCAAUGUGUGGUUCUCUGUAACAUCCAGGCUGUGGUUACUUAAACAACUUUUAAUGAGAAGAAGCUAGCAGUUUCAAAUCCUGCCUUGUUAUCACAAACCUUAGUUUAAACACAGUUCGCCAAAGUUAAGAUUUAAUGGGCAGUUGUGCUUUGUAUAAAAGCAGGUGCUUCUGCUCACCCACAGCCAUUAAAGAAGGGAAGGGGCUCACCAUAGCUUAUGCACAUAGCAGAAAACCAUGGUUUCCCAUUACAUCUGAAUCAAGCUUAAGUGUGUUCGUUAUAUGAUGGCUGUUGUGCGGGAGAUGCAGUUGAUUAAUACUGUUCUAUAAACAGCUCUCUGGGCCAGGUUAGCUUCCUUGUUCACAGUUUGAGGAUUUGGCCUUUUGUAUAACUUUGUGCAGAUCUGUUUUUCAUGAAAUGGGUAAAAGUUGUUAGUCUAAUAAUAAUAAAUUAUUUAUACCCCGCCCAUCUGUCUGGGUUUACCCAGCCACUCUGAGCAGCUUCCAACAAAAUAUUAAAAUACAGUGGUCUGUUAAGCAUUAAAAGCUUCCCUAAACAGGCAUACGGUUUGUAUCUAAGGUGGCAGUUUCCUCUGUCAUUGCUGUUUUUCUGACAUUCUCUAUUUUCUCUUUUUAGAAGUCGAACUGAUCCAGUGAGUGGAACUUCAAAAGCAGUAUGUAAAAACACAAUAUCACACUUUUUUCCUUCUACACACUUAAUGUUUUUUAAAGUAAUGUAGCAAUAAAAUACUUUUCUAAAUAUUAAUUUACAUUGAUUUCUCACAGAGAACCAUUUAUAUUGUAAAUACAAUGUAUUUUGAAUCAGUAUAGCAAAAUUAAGCAAUGCAGAUCAUUUUAAUGUGAAUAUUGACACUUGUGCAAAGUGAUGCACUGUAUUGCAUAUUGAAUGCAAGAUUAUUUCCUGUAUGACUAUGUGUUGUACAGAUACUGUAUGAUCAUUUAUAGAUCAUGUAAGAUAAGGGUUUCACUGCUAAACGUGAUUACCUUGUUCAACAUCUGUGUGUCUCUAGUUAGUAGCUAUAUGUUUGUAUAGGUUGUUGUGUGCCUUUUUGUUUUCUUGAAAUAAAAACAUUUGGAGUGUAUCUUUUUUUUGCCACUAUUGCAUUGUAUCACCUAGGCUUUGUUCUAAGUAUUUCCCUUUAUGGUUUUUGAAAGCGUCAAAAACCACAUUAGUGUUAAACUUGUUGUUUUUUUUCCUUUUAACUUGGGGUUCAGGCACAUGUUAAAACAUCAAGAGCAGUUUUAUGCAGCUAUAAAUGUGCCCUGUCAUACACAGUCUUUGCACACGACUUCCAGUAGCAAUAAGAAUUUUUUUAAAACCAUCUAGAACUGGUAUCCUGCACUUGCUUCUGUUUUUUUGGGAGCAAGCACAUAAUUUAAAUUUGUCACAGUAGUCAACAUACAGGAAACCUAUUUUGGCAUAAUAACCCAGCUGCAAGUCCUGCACCUUUUUAAGAAACCUUCCCAGUUGAGGAUAACUUGCCUUACUUCUUUCCUCUUCACCAGACAAAUUCCCUAAUGUUAUUUUAUAUUAGAUAAACUCUUAAAUUGAAUACUCUAGUAAAUCCUUCUGUAGCAUACCAUUGUUUGUGUAUGAUAACAUUGGCAGCAUUUUUGUUUGAUUCUGGUGUAUUAAUUUUAGCCGGUACUAACACAUAUUCUGUUCAGUAUGGUUUUGCUUAAUUUAAGAUACUGCAAACCUAGUUCUAAUUAUUUUUCAGCUUGGCAUAUCUUAAGUGUACUUGUUUAAGUGUAGCUGGCUUUCUUUUUAGAAGAACGAAACCCAAAAAGUUAUUUUGUGGAUUUACUGGUCUUGGUGACCAGUGAGAAUAUUGAUGAAAUCAUGGUUAACUAGAAAUGUUUGGUUUUUGUGUAGCCUUUCAAAAUGUUAAACCAUAGGCUGCAUUUGACAACUCGUCAUACAUGUUUUAAAACUGCUUCCCAUUUAUAGUGACCCAAUGACUGCUGUAAUACAUAAUACAGUGGAUUUGUGUAAGCUACACUUACCUAAUUCUUUUUUCAUGAGCAGUCCUUUUCUUUGCUAGUAUGUAUAUAAACACGACUAUAUGUUCGUAAAUAAAGUUCAACAUUCAUUUAGAAUAUUGUGUUCCCUGGCAUGUCUAUUAUACAUCUGGGUAGUUCUUGUAGUUUGAUCAAAUGUUUUUUAAAUGUGUUUUUUUAAAGCAGGCUUGCAAACAGGUCCACAGAAUUUACUAGCCUACAAACUUAUCCACAUUGUAACUUAUUUGCGUUCUAAAGUGGGGGUGAUGGGUAUAUAUAUUUUUAAGCUUCCCUGUCAUAAGUACCUGGAGGUGACUACUACUUCCUGGCCUAGAGGGUGGCUGUUUAAAGCUAAGGCGGAACACUUACUUCCUUUACAUAAUUCAUCUGCUAUGCUGUCUUGCCCAGAUGUCAACUGAGAAUUCAAAAGAAAAUUCUUUUUGGAAAUAGGUCUUUCCAAUUCUGUGUUGAAGUGUUCAGUGCUCUGGGAAACUUGGUCUAGAUGGUGGGGAGGAGACUUCAGUGCUUCCAUGUGAUAUAUGACAAAGCGAAAAACUGUAGGCUGAAGAUGAGGCUUGGCACUGGGCUGAGAGUAGUAUAGAGUGCAGGUUUCUGUAGUCUAAAAAAGUCAACAUGUUCUUAAUUGUCAAGAAUUCCUCAAAGUAGUACUUCUUUGAUUGUUGUCUUAGUAUCCAAAAAGUAUAGCAUCUUUUUGGGUGGGCUUUCUGCAUCUAAUAUAGACUGCUAAUGUUCUUGACAAGGCCUCCACAAGUCAGGUUUCCUAAGAAGGCAAGGUGUCCCACACACAGAUUCCCUCUCCUGUGUUGCAAAUAACUUGGGAUCUAGGAAGUUGUGAACUCAAUCAUGUACAGGGCUGGAUCUAACAUGAUCCUUAGUGCCAUAGCUCUGGGGUUUUCUUAGCUCUUUGUGGUGCUCUGAGUUCAUUGUAGGGCAUGGGUUUGACUGGGUGUGAAAUGUGAAUCAGCUGUUUGUGGCCAUGCAAAGGAAUGGAAAUCCGGGGGCUGACAGAAAUCUCAACUGGAAUUGAUGACUUUUAAGAGCAAAGAGUUUAGCAUUAAAGGAAUAAGAGCAGCCAGAGGACUUCCAACUACUAGGAGACCCAAAAUUCACUUGCUUGUGGUAUUUUCGAGUCCAGGAUGCAGUGUGUUCCCUUGUCCCUAUUCUCUUAAGCAAUUCUUUGCUUGUAAUCUGUUCAGUGCUUUCCACGGGAAAUAUUACCUCUGUGCCCAUGUUCCAUAACUUGCUUCAUAUGGCUGCAGCUGCUUAGAGUAAAUAACACUUAAUGAGCUGUUAAGCUCUUAAGUUUACCUGCUCAGCCUGUUACCACACACAAAAAUAACUGCCAUGAUACAGGUUAUAAACUCAUUUUCUUGAAAAGGCUGCCUUUAGAAAGCUGUGUUUGAGUAUACUGCUUUAAUUAAAUUGCUGCAUAGUUCAAGCUACAAAAAAUGUUAGUAGUCAGAUAGCUCUGAUUGUGAUUGGUGGGACGUUAUGGAGGUGAGGUCAUUGCAAAUAACUCUGCGUUGGCUGAGGCUGGCCACCCAGCUUUAGGAAUGGUGACCAGGAUCCACUCUUAAUGAUGUCCCAAGUGUAGUGCUGGUGGGGUUGAAUGGCAGCUAUUCACUUGAGCAGGAGAAAGUAAAGGGGUACCCUCAUAACUUUGGGCAAAGUGUGAAACCUAUUGACUCGAGCAUGUUCUCCCAUCCUGCCAAACAGAGUCCUACAGAACUCCAUAGAGGCAAGCUUAAUUCUUUUUCAGGGUUAGCUUCUAUCUGCCUAACCCCAUGUUUCACUGACCCCCGUUUAGGCAGACAUUAUUGUAACGCUAGUCACAAACACCUGAAAAGUUGGGAGUUAGAAGGGAAAUGUGUGUUUUAUUAUCUUAACAUAAAUCCAUUUUUCUUCUUCAGCAACUUUUUGCAUUACACUUGAAGACCAUAAAACAAUGCUAGUGUUUUACGAUGUUAUAUUUCUGAUUGCUUUCACUUCAGAGCUACCUGUAGGCACUACUUAAAAUGUGUCUUAAAACUUAACGUUGAAUGUUGUAUCCUAGAAUUAGCCUCUCAAAAAUGUGGCUUUAUUUACUUGGCGCCAGGCAUGUAAGCGCUUGAGACCCAAUCCUGGUACCUUCAAGCAAGAUACCACCAUGAGAAACAAUACAUGUUUUCAUUGACAUUGUUUUCUAAAGUAGUAGCUAGAGUUCUAUUCCUUAUGUCACAAGAAGGGCUAUCUUAUCUCAUUACUGUAUUUCUGGUAUUGAAUGCUGCCUUAUUCCAAAGUUAGUUCAAAUGCAGCCUUUGCCAACCUGUUGGACUCUGGAUGUUUUGGGCCACAACUCCCAUCAGCCCUUGCAUGCACAAGUCUUUAGGAUGCUGAGGCUGAUGCACACCAAAGCAUCUGGAGUGCACCAGGUUAGUGAAGGCUACUGCUCUACAGUAAAUGAAAGAAAGUUGAUCUACACAAUCUGGUUUAACACUCAUGGCACCUCCAACAAAAUAAAAUCUUUUGCUUUAGGGGGCUUCAGUUCAUUUUCUGAGCAGCAUCCCAAGACUUGUCACAGCACCAGAGUCUGAUUUCUUGCUAUAUUAUGCCAUUUCUCUUAAAUGGACAAUAGCUGUAGUUGAGCCCAGUGCUAGAAAUCAAGUUCCUGAACUGAUCCCUGGACUUCAAAAAAUAUUUGCCAUUACUGAUUUAGAUAUUACAAACGAAAUUCUUUAAAUGUUACCUCUUUAUUUCAAUAGUUUCCAUGAAAAUGUAAUUUGAGAAUCAAAUAAAUAUUUUAAGCACUUAAUUCCAACACUUUCCCUGCCACAGAGCAUUUAAUUAGUACCCUGUUGCUAUCGACAUUGGCUUUUUUGAGUUAAGCAUUAACAAGUUUCCAGAGGCUUGAAAUCUGCCAAUUUUAUUUUUUUUUAAUAUAGGAAAAUAUUUGGCUAUUUUGUGUGACUGCUUUGUGGAACCUACUGCAGCAUGCUAUUACAUGUAGAAUGACGAUUUUUAACUAUUGAAAAAGCAAUUUAUUUUUGUUGUGAAAAAAUGUAGGCUUGUUUAUGUUGAUCUCUGAACAUAAGCCUGAUGAGUUGAUUCCACUGAGUGAGUGCAGCAUUAGUUGCUCUCCUGUGAAACUGAAUAUUAUGUAUACCUGACUGCACAAACUGUACAGACAAUGAUAUGUUUUGGCCAAAGGCUUCAUUACUUUGAAAAAAAUGCCUCUCUGUAGGACUAGAUCUUAAUAACACAGUAGAGGCUAAAUAUUUUGCUUCAUUUUGAUUGUGGAACUUGAAUGUGUGUUUAAUUUUUUAUGAACAGAUUGAUGACUCUUCUGCAUCUAUUUCUCUGGCCCAGCUUACAAAGGUAUAUAUACAUAUAUUCUUGUCAAAUAUAGCCAAAUAAAUUGUUGCUUGCUUGGUAUUUUGAAUGUUUUUAUGCUGUGAUCCUUAUCUGGUUAAUUUCUGUUACUGGUGCAAAGCAUUUUUAGUAAAAAGUACCGAGCCUAAACAUUGAAAAUGUGUGUAUAUUUAUUGAUAACUAUCCUGUAAAGAGUAGUUCCCAGUAUGGGAAGAUAGAAGGGGAGUCCCUUAUCAGCCUCAACAUAAUGUUGCCGUUUUACUCAACUUCAAGACACAAAGAAGAAGCACCUCCGAAGCUGUUUUAUCGUUUCUUUCAUACGUUCCAUUAAUUUUGCAUUGGAAAAAUAGCACAAAGAAGAAUUUUAAUACUUUGGCUAUUUAUGGACUCCUAGGAUUUCUCGGUGUGACAGCCAAAAUAGAAGUAUUUCCCUAUCACAUGGACACUUUACAUGAUAAUUUUGGGAUUCUGCAUUCAAAGCCAGUGAUAGUGCAAUAAUUUGCAUAAAAUUUGAUAAAAGUUGUACACUUGUAGUGUAUGCAGUGGGCAGCAGCUAUGCAACUAAUUUGUUUGAACACAGACUGCGUAAAUGUAACUGUUUAUAGGAAUAUACCAAUGUGUAUGUGUGGCAUAUUAGCAAAUGUGACCUUCUGAAACUGUUGUAUCUGCCUUGUUUUGCUAUGAAACUGCUUGCAUUUUCUGCUCAAUAAUGUGUAACUUUGUCUGGGAAAGCACUAGUGAUAACGCUCAUCAAGUAAAUUAGCUGCUCUUUAAAAUUCCUAUUAAGCAGUGUUACCUAAUACAUUUGUGUUCCCUUUGUGAAUAAAGACUGAAGUUAUGUGUUUCCAAGAAAAACUUUAUCUAGUAAAGUUGGGAAACUCUGAAGUGCAUUUGCAAAUACAAAAUUUAAGUCAAGCAAGGUAGCUUUAGUUUGGUUUCCAUUAGUGCUGUCCUUAAAUUUGUCCUCAGUUCUGUAAGCUCAUGUCAAGUUCUAUUUUUAUUGAGGUAUGAAAAAAUGUCCAAGAGGUAUACAAGUUACGGAGAACUUAAGUAUUUCUGAGUAUUUUGUAAUAUAAAGUAGUUGAAAACUGUUACUUGCUUUAAAACCUCUUCAAUGCACAGAGUCUUUGCAUAGAGGAAAUGUGUUUAACAGUUUUCUGUUUUAUUCCUAUUAUGUAUUAAAUGCCAUAUUUGAAUUUUGGUCUAUUCCUACUAAUGUUUUGUGCUAUUGGAUGUGUUCUGUAAAACUGUUUGGGUUCAAACAAAUUAGCUCAGUAUUUGUAAAAUAGUCUUCUGUAAAUGUGAACAAUUUAAUAGUUGUUAAUCUGGAAUGUUAAGAAAAAAUAUGUAUUUUAAUCAACUGUUUAAUAAAAUGUUGAAACUAGCUGGUUGCUUUUGUGGAUGAAUGUAUAAAGUAUGUGUGGCUGAUCUGAAUGUUAAGUGAUUGAAUAUCUGAACAGUUAGUAAACCAGUCCCUUAGACCCUGCUUGUAUCUGUUUAUAGAGUGUAAUGAACCAUCCUAACAGGUACCAAGUUUCUGGAAACAUUAGCUCAAUAAGGGAGCCUCACAUUUAGGGCUUGCACCUUAAGGGUAGUGUCAUCUUGAAAGUUGUGUUUCCAAAACAUUUUGUGCUGUCUUUAAUUCCAGUUGGGAAAAAUUAUUUUGUCUGAAUUUUUUUGUGCGUUGGUGCGAUGCAGUUUUUUGGAUACAUUCAGUUGCACUCAGGCAUUUUCCUUUUAAAGACAUCUGAAAGGGAAUAACAAGCCCAUUUCCCAAGUUUUUAAAGGUGGUCUAGCUGGGCUUCUGAACCCUCAGUUUUCAGGAUGACAUUGUCCUUUUAAAUAUUUUAAGCAUAAAUAAUGCAUAGCAUUAUAUAGCAAAUUGAGGCAGUAGUGAACAGCAUCACUUUACAAAAGGAAACAGCUCAAUGCCUUUUAUCUUGUAAGUAUUACAGAAGGCAUCUUUCAGAACAUUUAACUCCAGACCAUUUAAAUUUAUCACGGCAAACUGGAGCAGUUACACAAGCCAUUACAUAAGAUACAAACUGCACCUAAGGUUUAGUUAGAAUGCCCCAGCAGAGUUUUUUAUCUUUUCAUUUUAGGUUAGCAAGUACACAAACAUCAUGUAACGGCAUAAGGACUCCCUGGAACAUCUUCAAGACAAUCUGAUAUUAAAGAUCUGUUUUGGAGGCAACUUUCAGUUAGCUUUGUGCUGCUCUUUACAGGAUUGGAUGAGUGGUGUUUGUCUUUGACUGGAUGGACUUAAAUGUGUUUCUAAUGUGUGUGUCAAAUGAUUACCUAUUGAACAGACCGCCAAUCUGGCUGAAGCCAAUGCUUCCGAAGAAGAUAAAAUUAAAGCUAUGAUGUCACAGUCUGGCCACGAAUAUGAUCCAAUCAAGUAAGUCUUCAGCAUGCCACAAACCAAUUUUUUUAAAAAAGCUAACUAUGGAAAAAUUUACAGAUUUACUAUCUUCUUAAUUAAAGCAAAACAGCAAAGAAACACACUUCUCUUCUUACACCUUUUUAGUUACAUGAAGAAACCCCUGGGUCCGCCUCCGCCAACAUACACUUGCUUUCGUUGUGGAAAAGCUGGCCAUUACAUAAAGAACUGCCCGACCAAUGGGGUAAGGGACUGUGGAAUGGAAGUUUUGAUUAGUGUUAACUUGUUUAUCUUUAUUUUCAUAGACCUCCAUUAAACCUGUAGCAAGAAAAUUAAAGUUUUAUUCCUUGGUUUAUUGUAUAAGGGGGAGUGUAAUAUCCUGUUAAGUCCUUCUUUCUCUCCACUUUCAGAUUGUGUCUGUCUCUUCAAUGAUCCAUUUGGUAGUGCCACCUUGUAUUUGUAUCACUGACACCAGUAAUGCAAGAUCAGUGGGGUUGAGGGAGGGCUACCUGUCAUGGAUUAUUAUUGUGGGGCACUGCUCACUAUGAAAAGUAGUUUCUUAAUGAUAGCUUACAGUAAACACUCUAAGAGCAGUAGACAAUUUUGUUCAAUUCUUUCAUGCUUCAAAUGGGAUGUGACUGACUUAAAUAGCAUCCUUGGUGAAGCUGCAAAGUUCAUGUCAUGUGCCUGAACAAUGUUGUUUCAACACAAGCCAAGAAGCUUAGUUAAAUUUGGGCAGGGGUUCUGUUUGGAGAAGCUGUUGAAUCUUUCUCUUAUAGCUUAGAGAGAUCUUUUCUGUUUUUUACCCCUUCGAUAGGACAAAAACUUCGAGUCUGUUCCCAGGAUUAAAAAGAGCACAGGAAUUCCCCGAAGUUUCAUGAUGGAGGUGCAGGACCCUAAUACCAAGGGUGCCAUGCUCACAAACACAGGGAAAUAUGCCAUCCCAACUAUUGAUGCGUAAGUAUACAGGUCUUUAGAACAGAAAUGUUGUCUCUAAUGUUCAAUAUUCUUAGCUAGAGCUUUGCAACUAGGGAAUCUUAUUUAUUGUAAGCAGCAUAUUUGUAAAAAAAAUUUAAAAGAAAUGUCAUAAUAAGAAAUAAUUGUGAAUGUUUGUGACAGUUCAUUUAUGGGAUCAGACAAUGUCUUCAGCAUCAGACAAAAACAUUGCUUUUCAAAAACACCUCCAGAAACACCUGGUUUUACCAUUUUGCUGCUGCAGUAGAGGGAAAGCCUCCUGUUUAUUGAUUUCUCCUGGAACUAUUCUCUUUGAUAAUUCUGGUUUGAUUCUGUCCUCCAGUGUUUUGGUUUGAAAUUGUAAACUGCUUGAGUUCAUUGAAUAUAAGGCAGGAUGUUGUUAGAAUAUAGUAUUUAUUUGACUAGGCCCGUGACUUGGGUCAAAUCCACACCAUAAACAGAACAUUACUUCUAUCCACAAACUGUAGCCUGUUAAGAGUGCUGGGAAUUGUAGUGUUGCGUUCUUUGGGCAGAAAGGUGGGGCACAAGUGGAAUAAAUAAUAAUAAAUAUUAAACACAUAUAUUUAAUGCUUAACAUCAUGUAUUGUCUCACCUUUUUAAGACCAAGAUGUGUGUCUGUGUUUUCAGUGCUGCUUAUGCUAUAGGAAAGAAAGAGAAGCCCCCUUUCCUGCCAGAGGAGCCAUCGUCUUCCUCAGAAGAAGAUGACCCUAUUCCAGAUGAGCUUUUGUGUCUGAUUUGCAAAGAUAUAAUGACUGAUGCUGUGGUCAUUCCCUGUUGUGGAAACAGCUACUGUGAUGAAUGUGAGUUCCAUGAACUGGCUUGUGUGUGUGAAUGUGAUGGGAGAAGAACAAGGCUGAUUGGGUUUUCCCACCUCUAGCGUUACCUGAGAAGGAGAAUAGAAAGGUUGCUUUUACUUUAAAGUGACUUGCACCUGGACUGCUUCAUUACUUUUUUUAAGAGGCAAGAACUGGACUGGGGUUUUUAAACCAAAAUUUUUACUCUUCCUUUGACCCACAGAAUUCUACUUUUUCCUUAAGUUCAUUGGUGUUUUGGGUAUAUGAUACACUCUAAGAUAUCAAAAGCCCAUUCCACAGUAACUCAAAAGUGGCUUUUUUAGUGUAGUUGCACCUGUCCUAUGGAACAACAUCCCUCUUGAGAUAAGACAAGAGCUGGCUAUCUGCACUCUUUUGAAACAGUUGAAGACAUUUUUGGUCCACAAGGCUCUGCCAUGGGUGCUUAUUUGGUGUGGUUUUCAAUUUCAUCCACUGUUAUUUUCUGUAGAUUAUAGCUGUUUUGUACGUCUUGAUGUACAAAAGAAGGCAAUUAAUAAUAAUAUUCAUAAUAAAAAUGCUGAAACUGUUGUCUUGCUUAAAUUCUGACCUGGAAUACUUUAUAAAGCAAGGACAUUCCUUUUCAGGCAUUGGAGUUUCCCUCUGCACCUCCAUGCCUCUAGAAGGACAACCACCCACCCCCUUCUGGAGCAGCUGCUUUUCAGGAGGCAUAUGGGAAUGCAGUGGGUGUACAGCUUUGGGACAUGCUACUAGAUUUCUAUACUGAUCUACUAUUUUGUGGCCUUUGCAGUGUCCUUUUAGUUACAGUACAUCCACAUUUAGAAGUCUUCUGGAAUUCGUUGUUGUUUGCAGUCUUAGUAGCUGUGCUAGUACAUGUGUACCAUUGAGCAGAGUGUGAAGAUUUUUAUAACAGUUACACGUUUCACAUGGCAUUGAAAAAUCAUUCACAGGUAUCAGAACAUCGCUGCUAGAAUCGGAGGAACAUACCUGCCCAAAUUGUCAUCAGACAGAUGUUUCUCCUGAUGCGUUAAUUGCCAACAAAUUUUUACGCCAGGUAACUUGAGAUCUAUCUGUAUUCAGUUCUGCAUGCCUGAGUGUACAUCUCUUUUCCCCUUAUACUUACUGAUCCACUAUGUUGGCCUGGAUGAGAAGGGAUGGGAGUUAAGCUGGUUUGGUCCCUCUGUGACCAGCCACCCAAGAAAUUGACCCACAUGCUGUGUCCCUUCCUGCGGUAAAGGUAUCCACAGCAAGAUCUGAUUUUCUAUGACCUCACCAGCCCUGAUACCAAGUAGCACAGAUGUUUGGAUGCAAUCUUAGGGAAGCUUUGAUAUGCUUAUUCGUUUCUCUUGACUGGUGAUUUUUCUUCUCUAGGCUGUAAAUAACUUCAAAAACGAAACUGGCUACACAAAAAGACUCCGCAAACAGGCCCAGCCACCUAGACCGGUAGUUCAGCGGAAUGUGCCUUCAUUACAAAGGCCAACAGGUUCCAGGCAGCAGGAUCCCCUCAUAAUUCCAGCCACUUCUGCUCCUCUUCAUACACCUGCAUCCCUCACCUUGUCAUCAGCUCCUGGCCAAUCAGUAUCUUCAACAGCAACGUUGUCAGUCAGCCAUUCUGCCACCACAUCUGCUAGUGAGGUCUCUGCACCAAUGUCCCUGGCAAUUCAUGCUGACAAGCCAGAAGGACCUUUCCGGUAGGUCGAUUUGUAGAAAGAGGCCACUAGAUUGACAGCUUGGCUUCGCUUUUAAACUGUCCUGGGCUCUGGUGGUGUUGUGUCUAACCAUUUGUAUGCCUAUCUCCCUGGAAGGAUUGACUGCCAGUUCUUGAGUGUGUUUGUAUGUCUUAGUAACUUAUCUAAGGCUGGCAGUGAGUUCUCAAGUUACAUGGGGUUCUUAGAAAUCAAAUCCAAAGUAAGGUAUUUCAAGCCCAAUGCUUGCUUUUGGCCUGUUAAAAAGUGAGUAUUCUUAUGGGAGGGAAAUGAUGCUUAUAUGUUUUAAUGAGUUACUACAUUGUUUUGAAUUUCAUGCAAUCUCCAGGGAUUGAUUGAUAUUGCUAUGCUUGUAUCACAUUUUGCCUUUUAAGAUUUUAGGUUUGAAAUCUUAAAAGACAAAGUGAGCUAGGUGAAGCUGUGAGAAUAUCCUAGUGAAUUUCAAGAAUUUCUCCUUUGGGUGCUGCAAGCAUCCAAGAAAGCAAUAAUCACUCUUCAUCUGUAUUAUUUGAUUAAAUUUCAAACUACAAUGUUCUCAUCGGCCGUCAGCUCAAUUCAGAUAGUCCUCAAGAGCCAUGCCAUGCUAUAAAUUGCCAAUUUGGAUAUCACAGCAAACUGAUUAACUUUAAACAGGAAAUGGAGAAUGGGAGGUAGGGCAGGAGAGACCUGGUGAAUCCAUAGCAUGUCAAUUCUCCUGAAACCAUGGCUUGGAAGGUUCUCCGGAGCCUAUCCACACCACAUGAGGCAGAUUAAGAUCUCAUUGAAAAACUUAGUCAUAGCACAGUUCCUUUCUGAUAUAUGCACCUCAUAUGUUUAACCGCAAAACACUUUCUUCAUAGAGAGGUUCUCCCAACCAUUUAAUUAUGUGUGUUGAUUUGUUUUGCCUGCCCUUCCCCACCUUUUUAAAGCAUUGUGAAUAUGACUACCUCCAGGGUCUGCAGAAUGACUUUGUAGCACCCAGUCUCUUGUUUUCAGUCUCUUGCCUAGUAGUUCCUAACCUUGAAUUUGCCUCUUUCACUGCAGUGAGGGCGAUGGUAUUGGACCAGCUGCUGCUAUAGUGACUGCCUCAGAACACUCAAAGCCACCUUCCACACUGUCAAUUAAUACUGUGAUGGAGGAGAAGGUAAGCUUUGUUUUGGAACUAAACUUGUUUGCACAUUUUAGCAGCAUCACAGUCUAAUUCUGUUCCUCUUCCUUUCUGCAGGGCUAUCAGGUUCCUGUGCUUGGGCAGCCAGCUUUGCCAGGACAGCUGGGCUGUCAUGGGCAUUCAAUACCUACCAUGGGUAAGUGGUACAACUUUGCUCUUGGCUAUUUUUUUGCAAUAGUCCUGCCAUCUGCAUUUAAUAAGCAACUUCUUCCCCUUUUCAACAUAGGUCAACCGAUGAGAACUAAUCCUGUUCGCUCUGCAGGCAAUAGGUCAGGCUGGGAGCCGUAAGUAUACCUCCAAAACAUAUUUUUUGUAUCUUAGGUAGUAAGUUUAGAACACGAUAAGCAUAUUAAACAGCUUGAUAUGCAUAGAGAGGCUUUUUUAAAAGUUGCUGGUUAAAGGAUCUAGUUUGGUAUCAAGCAACACUCUAACCUCACUCCAUUUUUUAAAGUGUCAAACUGUUAUCGGGAUCCGGGGACACCUUUAAAGUCCUAGAUUAGAAAUAAAUAUGAUUGAUUUCAAAAUAACUCCAGUUUAUUAUAAAAAAUAAUAUUUAUCGAUACUGCAUUCCAGAAAAAUAGAGCUGUAUCCAUCGAAGACAUUGCAUGAUUGAAACAACUUCUGCUUGUGCAGUGGACCUUCUCCUCCUGCUGCAGCCAACCCCCCGAAUCUACUCUGGGGGUUCCCCAAUACCCCAUGGCAGGUUUGGGAAAAGGUGUUGGGGGCGCUUGUGAGGAGGAGAGAGAGGGAAGUUCCGUUUCACAAGUGGAAGUUAUUCAACUCAACACAGUUGAAUACAAACUCUUAUCUAGUCCAAAAGCUAUUGGGGAUACAAUGAACCCCACAAUGUCUACUCAAACCGCUCAUUGAGCUAUCGGUAAGCCCUAGAGGAAAAAACAGAAGAGAUGCAUAAAUGAAAUAUUGAACUUUUAACAGAAGAGAAGAUGAACUAGAACCCAAGCAAGGCCUAGUAGGUUUUUUCUUACAAAUGAUAAAUCAGUGUUGAAAGCCAGCUUAGAGGAGAAUUAACUGCUUAAGAUAAGAUUCAUUCCUGUGAUUUAGUGGACCCCUGCAAUACUUUGUUCUGGGGCUUUGUACACACAGGAAUGUGCAGAAAAACUGGACAGAAGAUGUAUUCCAGUGCGCUGAACACUAAAGUUAUUUUACCUACCCUGUUUUGAUAAGUUGCUGGGGAUAGAAUAGGCCCCAGUUAGCGAGUAGUUUCACUUUCCCAUUCAUUUCAACAGGGUAAAUCAGCCUCUGACAACUUAGUAAAUUAACAAUUUUAAAAAUAAUUGAAAGGAGGCAGGGAGCAAAAUGAGAUGUUACAGGACAACUGACUCCAUAAUUGCUGAGGAAUAUGUGGAGUAGGUUUGCAAAACAUUUUACAGCAUAUUUGCAGCAGUUGCUGGUACCAACAUCAACAUCAUUAGCUGCCAUUGGGCUAAAAUAGGUAGUUUUUAGCACAGGGUGAGGGCCGGGGUUUCAAAUUGCCAGGCAGCAGAAUUUAGAUUGCUUGAAGGCACCCUCAAGUUUUUGAAUUGCAAGCCAUAGGCAGAGGGUAGAGAAAUCCAAACCCUGACAGGUCUGUAUUAGACAUACUGUGCUAGGUAUCCUUUUUUAACAUUACAAAAUGCCAGUGUACAAAAGAAAUGCAGUUGUGAUGGGGAUGCUGGAUGGCAGGCAUUUAAAACAGCAGCAGUAGCAGAUUAACUAAUGUUCAUGAAAGGCUUGGAGGAGGAAAACUGUGGUAAGUGUUGUGUGUAACAGGGAGGGCUCUUGGGAGGAUCUGUUGAACCGGAAGUGCUGAGGGGGAGCAAAAGAACAGUUUAGACUGGGUAGGCUGUAAGACUGAGGAUGGGCAGUUACUGCAGAGGGGUGCUAUCCAUUUCACGUUUCUCUCUUGAGAACAAGGGGCAAGUGUAACACUCAGUGACAACGUGUUUUUGGGUUUCUUUAGAAGUUCAAACCGAGGACGCCCGCAUAGUGACCGUACACAAAGGACUCAGGCCCCAACACUGCCAGCAUCAACACCAGUCUUUGUGUCCGUGCCUCCUCCUCCCCUGUAUCCUCCUCCUCCCCAUGCACUUCCUCUUCCACCGGGGGUACCUCCACCACAGUUUCCUCCUCAGUUUCCACCUGGUCAGCCUCCACCUGCUGGGUACACUGUCCCCCCUCCGGGAUACCCCCCAGCUCCAGCAAACAUAUCAACACCUUGGGUACCAACACCAGUACCAACGGCUCAUUCAAAUGCCAUCCCAACGACACAAGCACCUCCUCUCUCUAGGGAGGAGUUUUACAGAGAACAGCGGAGACUUAAAGAGGAGUAAGUAUUUGGCUCUGAAUGAAGUUCCGUUAUAUUUCAUUCUUCUGUUUCCGUAGAAUAUCAGACUGCAAAACUAUGCUAAAAAUGCGUCUGCCGUAAGCAAAAAUGACAUAUAACGUGAGAUUUCAAAUGUUGGUUUUCACCAAUAAAAAUAAUCCUUCAGAUCUCAAACCCAGAAAACUGUAAUUCUAACAAAAUGCCAUGAAGCAUCUCUUGGAAACCUGCGUUGCUUUUUGCUUUGUUGUAGCAUGUUCACAUCUCAGUUGCAUGCAGAGUCCUUUUUUGAGUGGUGUGGUUCUCUUAAUGCCGCCUUUAACAUUGCCCAAUGACCUGACAUCACGAUCUCUCACUUUUGACAGGGAAAAGAAAAAGUCAAAGCUUGAUGAGUUUACAAAUGAUUUUGCUAAGGAACUGAUGGAAUAUAAAAAAAUCCAGAAGGAACGCAGGCGCUCUUAUUCCCGGUAAUUGUUUUUAUUGUGCCUGUAUAGAUGAGCCGGAACAAAAUCCCCCGUUCUUUUCACGUUGCAGAUCCCCUAUUCAGUCCCUGGCAUCAUAUCUAGUUUUUGGGUCUUAUGUAGUACAGAGAUGGGGAAAGAUGCUACAACUCAGUGCCAAUGGUACUGGGCAAGGUGGGCUAACAGUCAGAUAUAGCAUGGCUUAUUGCAGGUACAGGGAACCUCUGGCCCUUCAGAUAAUGCUGAAGUAUAUCUCCCAUCAGCCCCUCAGCAAGCAUAACCAGUGGCCAGGGAUGAUGGGUGUUGUAGUUCAGCAAUAUCUGGAGGGCCAACGGGUCCCCAAACCUGGCUUACUAUGUUCAUAGGCAUUUUUCCUAUGAAGACUAAUGCAGGAUACAGAUUUGCAUCUGUUGCCCUACAUUUCAACCUUGAUGCUAACUGCAGGCAAUGUUAUACAACUUCUUUCCCCCAAUAUUCAGAGGAACAGCAUGCUCUGAAUUUGCUAAGGCUUUGAAAUAAAUAUUGUUUUGGAUUUUUAAGGGUUAAAUAGUUCCUGGGCUAUUUUGAGAAUGCACACAAAAUGUCCAGUAGUAGCUUUCUGUGAAAGUAAACUCUGAAAUAAAGGCUAAUGAUUGUCUGCAGACCAAAUAAUUUCUGGAUACUCUGUUAGCUAGUCACAUAGUGCAUGAAAAUGUUUCCCAAAGAGGAGCUGUCACCAUCAGCUGGUGAAUUGCUUCUUAAAUAUUGGGUGUACAAAAGCAAUUUGUGAUAACUUAUUUGGUGCAGAGUGAGGAGCUAUUCUUCAUUGACAAUAGUGAUAAUAAUAAAGCUGUAAAAGUCCCACUGAGCUUGAAUGAGUUGUUAGGGGUGCCCAGAAGAGCUCUGUGCAUUGUCUCCUUCUAGGUAUCUGCAGUGACUGCUUCAUAACAGAUUCUGUGACAAAAAAGGGAAUGCUCUUCACUGUGGUUGUUCCACAUAAUUUGUACAAAAGUGAAGAGGCUACAGUUACACAUCUUUCCUUCCCCCUCCCCCUUUGCUUUGUUUCUUAAGGUCCAAAUCGCCAUACAGUGCAUCUUCAUACUCAAGAAGUUCCUAUACGUACUCCAAGUCCCGAUCUGGCUCAUCCCGUUCUCGAUCCUAUUCUCGGUCAUUCAGCCGUUCCCAUUCCCGCUCCUACUCACGAUCUCCUCCAUACCCACGGAGGGGCAGGGGGAAGAGUCGAAACUACCGUUCCAGGUCAAGAUCCCACGGAUAUCACCGCUCAAGAUCCAGGUCACCCCCCUACAGAAGGUAUCAUUCUCGAUCGAGGUCUCCAGUUUACAGAAGCCAGUCCCCAAACAAGCGCCCUGUUCAGCAGGCAGAAGGGGAAAGGGAAUACUUCGGCCGAUACCGAGAAAUUCCAUCUUACGACAUGAAAGCAUACUAUGGCAGAUCCGUGGAUAUGAGAGACCCAUUUGAGAAAGAGAGAUUCCGGGAGUGGGAGACCUACCGGGAGUGGUACGAGAAAUACUACAAGGGCUACACAGCUGGAGCCCAGCCCAGGCCUUUGCUUAACAGGGAGAACUUCUCCCCAGAGCGCUUUGGUCCUCCUGGCCCUAGGCGAGAGAAUUCCCCAUACGUUCGGGGCCGUAGAGACGAUUACCCGGGAGGCCUGGGCCAUCGGAAUCGGAAUGUAGGUACUGGCUACUCUGAGAAGCUUCCAAGUAGAGAGGGCCAUGGCAUGAAAGAGGUGGCCAAACUGAAAGACAAGGAGGUUGAGAUCCCACCAGGAGAGGGGAAGGGAAACAAACACAAGAAGCACCGCAAGAGAAGGAAGGGGGAUGAGGGUGAAGGCUUCCCCAAUGCUGACCUGUUGGAAGGCUCGCGGAAGCCACGGGAUCCUGCCCCUGGGGAAGAGGGCAGCAAGCCUGAGUCACUCUUCAUGCUCCCAAGCAGGGAUGAUGCUACUCCUGUCCGAGAUGAGCCAAUGGAAGCAGAUUCCGUUGCCUUCAAACCCACUUCUGACAAGGAAAGGAAAGAGAAGCCAAAGGCCAAAGCCGAGAAGACAAAGCGAAAAGCAGAAGGCCCUGCCACUACCAAGAAAGAGGUGCAAGUGAAGCCAGCUAAAGCACCCCAAGAGAAAGUGGAGGCAGAUCGUGAAAAAUCCCCCCGGGCAGAACCUCCUGUGAAAAAAGCCAAGGAGGAGUUGCCAAAGGCUGAUCCUAUUAAGUCAGUGUCCUCUCAGAAAGAUGAGAAGGCACUUGGUACGCCACGCAAGGUUCAUCCCCGAAGCUCAAAAGAGCAUGCAGAAACUAGAUCAGCCAAGGAGGAGAAGGCCAAGAAAGAUCCCCCCAAGGAAGUCAAGCAAGAGAAGCAAUCGAGUAAGGAGGAGAAGUCAAAGAAACCUGUGGACAAGAACAAGCCUGUGGAUGCAAAGCCAGAGAAAAGGAAAAGGAAAGCCGAGGAAAAAGGAGACAAAGAUCACGAAACGCCGUCGUUAAAAAUGUCCAAACCUGACAUUGUAGAGUCGAAACCAUUGCCAAAGGGGAAAACUGAGCCAGAGGGUGAAAAAGCAGAGAGGACCCCUGAAAAGGACAAAGCUGUUUUGCCAGUUGCUCCAGCAAAAAAGAUUAAGCUGAACCGAGAAACUGGCAAGAAGAUUGCCAGUGUUGAAAAUGUCCCCCCAGUGAAGGAGGCUCCAGCCGAGAAGUCUGAGCCACCCCCCAGCAGCAAAGGGAAACAAGAGAAGGCGAAAGGAAAGCUGAGGAGGAAAGCCGCAGCUGCCGAUGGAUCUGGUCUGACGCUGGUUGAUUAUACCAGGUACCUCCUGAUUAAAACUUAAAAAUUAAUUUCACUUCCUGUCCAUGUCAUGUUGAGUACUGCCUCCUUUCUUAGGCUUUGAUUUGGCCUCUCUUAAACCCAGGUGGGAGUAGAAGAUACAGUGGUGCCCCGCAAGACAGAAAACCCGCUAGACGAAAGGGUUUUCCGUUUUUCAAUGCGCUUUGCAGGACGAAUUUCCCUAUGGGCUUGCUUCGCAAGACGAAAAUGUCUUGCGAGUCUUGAGAUUUUUUUUCGCUUCCCCCCCCCUUUUUCUAAGCCGCUAAGCCUUUAAUAGCCUUUUAGCAGCUAAGCCGCUAAGCCUUUAAUAGCCGCUAAACCGCUAAUAGCGCUAAUCUGCUAAUAGGGUUGCUUCGCAAGACGAAAAAACCGCUAGAUGAAGAUACUCGCGGAACGGAUUCAUUUCGUCUUGCGAGGCACCACUGUAAGUAGCUGACGUUGGCUGGUCUGGAUCUGGAUCUUUCGUCUUAUGGACAAGCCGGAUCAAUCCCUCUGAUAUAGAUCAGUUGCCCUCCAGUCCCAAGCAGUCCAGAUUGAGUCAUGGCCUUUUAAUUUCCCUUCUAGCAUGAGGUUUUUUAUGAAGCAAUUUGCCCACCUUUCCUUGAUGUCUGGGCUGUGUCGGUUAUUUUGUGCCUGUGGCUAGGUAAAGUGCACUUGCCAUUGGCCAUUGGAAAUCUCACUUCAGCAUUUUCCAUCGAAGGGAAGGAAUCAUUGCCUGAUGUGGCUUACUAGUGUUAAUUUAUCAAUGCUACUCUGUGAUCUGUGGGUGAGGGGGCCUUUCAGAGUUCUUCAUUUACCCUAGAGGCCCAUUCUCCCCCUCCCCCCUGUCAUACCCACCUGUCACAAUAUCAUUUGAUGUCAGGUGUGCAAAGUGCCCUCAUGACAGGUGGGGAAAAUAGCCUAAUUGGCUGUGUCAGGCAAUGAUUAUUUUCCCUUGAUGGAAAAUGCUAAAAUAAGACCUGCAAGGGGUCACCCAGGCUUGAUGGGAAGGCUACAUCUGGAUUUGGAUCCACUCAGGAGCUCCUGAUUGAAGUUCCCAAGCAGACCUGAUGUCUGCUGAAAGCAGUACAGUUUUAUAUUCCAUGCCAAAUGCAAACAGCAAAGAAACAAUUGGGAGCCUCUGCAAGAACCACUUGCAUUCGGCACUGUUUCAUUUUGGCACUGAGUGCCCACUAUGCUACUUUUGGCCAGGUUAGAUCCACUCCAGUGGAUCUGAUCUGGCAGCACGGCUUGCAUUCCUUGCUGCAUUUUAACGACAUUGAAUGCAUGGCACGCUUGCAAAAGAACAAUCCCACCUGCCAAGCGUGGACUGCAGAAGGUUUGCCAUACCUGAAUCCAGCCCACUGUGUCAACAAGGUUCCCUGCGCCUUUUGCUGUCAAACAGAAAUCUCUUGAGUCACAACAGCCCCUCUCUCUAAAGUGUAGGCUGAGAAGAAUUAAGGCUUGGUUACUAAUUUUACUUUUCUGUAGUGGGAAAACGCACAUGUGGCCUGGAUAGGGGGGAUGGGACUCUGGACCCCAAUGUUCCUGAGGGAAAAAAUAAACCCCAGGCCAGUUCCUUGAUGCAAGGGCUGUUUUCUAUGUGAAAAUAAAAUAGUAAAGUGGGGCUUCUGGCCCUGUAAAAAAAAAAAAAGAAUAUCCCCACAAUCUAAACUUGGAAUUAAAUUAUGCUGCUUUGAUGUCUUCCUUAAUAGGCUGUCUUUGGUUUUUCCUUCCUUAGCACCAGUUCUGCUGGAGGAAGCCCUGUGAGAAAGUCAGAAGAUAAGCUGGACAUGAAGCGAACUGUCAUCAAGACCAUGGAAGAGUACAACAAUGACAUAACAGCCCCUGCCGAAGAUGUCAUCAUCAUGAUCCAAGUUCCUCAGUCCAAGUGGGAUAAAGACGAUUUUGACUCUGAGGAGGAAGAAGAGGAGGAGGACGUUAAAUCUGUGCAAGUUCCCUCUGCAGCUGGGAAGCCCUCGAGUGUCGUCAAGAAUGUCAGCACAAAGCCAUCCAACUCCCUCAAAUACAGUGAAAAGGAUCCUGAAAGUUCACAGCCUGAGUCCAAAAACUCCAAAACAGUGUUAUUGUCCAAUGAGAAAGGGAAACUCAAAGAGAGGGAUCACACUGCAUUUGACAAAGACUCUUCUGAGAAAAGGAAGAGUGGCACUCAACAGGAGAAGGAGCGCUCCGAACGCAGUGCUGAACAAGGCAAUGCAAAGAACUGCUCUUCUAACUCUUCCAAAGAGGCCAGGUCUUCAGAUAAACAUGAAGCUGCCCAUGGGUCCUCUGGGAAGGAUUUCACUCCUACCUGGGACAAAAAGUCUGACUAUGACAGCAGCAGUAGCAGAGACUAUUCUGGUUCUAAGCGAAGAGAGGAAAGGAGCGACCUGGCACGGAAAAAGGUCUCUCCUCCUCGCAGCCGUGAUUCUGCCACCUCUGGACAAAAAAACAAGGCCAGGGAUGAGCGAACGGAGCAGCCCAAAAAGGAGGCUGGGGACUCAAAGCGAGGCAGUUACAGCCCUCCGAAGGACCGGAGGCCAAAUGACCACAAAGCUCCUUACGACUCCAGACGUUCUGCAGAACAACACAAGUCCCAGGAGAGAAGUUCGGGCAAGGAGAGAGAGAAACGCCCGUCCUCUGAGACUACCUGGAGCAACAAGGAGAGGGUGGCAGGUGGGAACAAGUCCUUGCACCGGCGCUGCUCACCAGAGGCAAGAGAGCCAGGGACAACGGUGCCGAAUGACAAGGGCACCACCAAGCCGAAGCCACUGCCCAGCCACUCUGCCCGUCUCUCGUCUGACCCAACGAGGGAGACGGACGAGGCAGCUUUCGUCCCAGACUACAAUGAGAGUGACAGCGACAGCAACGUCUCUACAAAGCAAGAGGACUCCCCUGGAAGAGCCACCCGGGAGGGGAAGGAUAAGGCCCCCGAGAACAGUAAGCCCAAGGAAGGAGCGGUGGGGACAGCAGUCUUGGCCCCCCCAGGUGGCGGGAGCCAGAGCCAGAGCAGCCCCAGCAUCAGCCGCAGCCAGAGCCCUUCUGAGAGCCAAGGCCGGAGCCGCAGCAGCAGUGCCAGCUCGGCCGACAGCCAGGACAGCAAGAAGAAGCGGAAGAAGAAGGACAAGAAGAAGCACAAGAAGCACAAAAAGCAUAAGAAGCACAAGAAGCACGGCGGGACAGAGUCGGAGGCAGAGCGGAGCCAAAAACACAAACACAAGAAGAAGAAGUCGAAGAAGAACAAGGAGAAGGAGAAAGGAGACGACCAAAAAGCUAAGGCGGCCCCCCUCUAGGGCGGAGGGCGGGGCAGGGGGUGGACCGACCUACAGAGGGACUGAGUCGCCUGUGUGAAAUUUUGUUAUAAUGUAAACAAAUGAGAGCCUUGUAAAUAAUGCCAUGACGGGCCCUGUGCUGCACUUACACAAUUGCUGCUUGAUUUGAUUUUUACAUCAGAGCUUUAUAAAGUGAACAUUUUGUACAGACUUGUGAGUUGUGACCAUGUGAUAUGGGGGAGGGAGGUGGGUUUUUUAUUUAAUUUUAUUUUUAUUUGGGGGGGCUCUUUUAACCACCAUUAAAAUAGUUUGGGUGGUGUUUACUGUACUGUGAAAAAAUUCACACUUAAUUUUUUUUUUUUUUAAUUGCCUGUCAGGAAAAAGAAAAGGGCUGAUAUCGGUUCUAAAAUAUCAGCCAGAGGACUUGUGGAAUGCAUUACAGCCCUGUUCUGUUACUUUUGGAUUACAAUAAAAAAAGAAUUCAUUAAACUUUAUAA
Molecule: messenger RNA, 30105 nt
Organism: Podarcis lilfordi (Lilford's wall lizard)
Lineage: Eukaryota; Metazoa; Chordata; Lepidosauria; Squamata; Lacertidae
Source: the annotation of a GenBank genome assembly